This is a messenger RNA of Exserohilum turcica Et28A, 783 nucleotides long. RefSeq lists its product as uncharacterized. NCBI's taxonomy places the organism in Eukaryota, Fungi, Ascomycota, Dothideomycetes, Pleosporales, Pleosporaceae. The record is from RefSeq and is a predicted model, not a curated record. Gene Ontology annotation, cellular component: vacuolar proton-transporting V-type ATPase, V0 domain. The transcript has 3 exons. The coding region runs from base 168 to 398 and encodes 76 amino acids. Gene Ontology annotation, molecular function: proton-transporting ATPase activity, rotational mechanism. Gene Ontology annotation, biological process: vacuolar acidification; proton transmembrane transport.
CACGCCUCGAGCUCGUUGUCGCAGCCAACCCCCCCAAACCAACCUCUCGCCGCAGCUUUCGCACCAAACACCCACCGACGCGUCGCUCCCCGAAACCCACACGACCAAACCAACCACCAGCCUCGCGCAUCAGCAGCAACAAUAACAACACGCAGCAGACCAGCACAAUGGCGAACGGCUGGGCCCCCAUCAUCGGCCUCAUCGUCGUCGCAAUCUUCUGUGCCGCAUCCUGGGUCCUAGCGCCAAAAGGCGAAAACCAGACGGUUUGGCGAUCUACUCUCGUGCUUUCUGCUGCGGCCAUGUACAUCAUGUGGGCUAUUACUUUUCUGGCACAACUUCAUCCCCUCAUUUCGCCCGUCCGAAACGACCUGCGACCAGAAUACAACGGCGGUCGCUAGUAUGUGUUUAUUUUUUGGUUGGUCGCUUGGCGCAUGUUAGAGUGUGAGUAGGAGCAGUAGUACUGAGAAACAAGGGUGCUCGGAGGGGGGGGGAAGACAGGCUGAAAGGCAGGGCAGAUAACAAGGUUAUCGGCGUACGCUGAGAGAGAGAGAGGGAAUGCGCCCGCCAUACGUGAAGGAAUUCUCUUUUUGCCGAGGGAGACUGGACUGUGCCUAGAAAGAGAGCUGAAUACGGAAACAGUCAUGUUGACCAUGUGUCGAAAUCUUGCACGCGCAAUUGUAUAUCUGGUUAGGCGCAUUAACGGAUCUUCGUUUUUUCUUAUCUUUCCUUCUUUAGGCUUGUACGAAUAUCAAAUGGGGGUAUCAUAUUAUGCUUGAGAAUGCA